CAAUUAGGAUGGCAAUGGAAAAGGUACCAGAAAGGGUUAAAAGAAUUUUGGGGACCAGAUGACGAACAACCACUUCGUUCAAAAUCUACAGGCAGUAGUCUAAUGGUCAGUGACUAUUUGUGUGAUACACUGGGACGACUACAAUUAGAUUCUGAAAAACAAGCACAAAAUUUAUUGCUUCCGCCAGAUCAACAAAUACCAGA
Molecule: messenger RNA, 203 nt
Organism: Acaulospora morrowiae
Lineage: Eukaryota; Fungi; Glomeromycota; Glomeromycetes; Diversisporales; Acaulosporaceae
Source: the annotation of a GenBank genome assembly